AUGGGAACAACAAAACUCAAAAAGAUUGCAUCGGCCGGGAAUCGAACCCGGGCCGCCCGCGUGGCAGGCGAGCAUUCUACCACUGAACCACCGAUGCGUGUCCAAAAUGUCUACAGCCCUGCAGGAAACACCACAUAUUCAGAGGUCACAGGAACAGAUGGGAACAAAAGAAAAAAAUUGAUUGCAUCGGCCGGGAAUCGAACCCGGGCCGCCCGCGUGGCAGGCGAGCAUUCUACCACUGAACCACCGAUGCGUGUCCAAAAUGUCUACAGCCCUGCAGGAAACACCACAUAUUCAGAGGUCACAGGAACAGAUGGGAACAACAUCAGAAACUCGCGUAUAAAACAUUGCAUCGGCCGGGAAUCGAACCCGGGCCGCCCGCGUGGCAGGCGAGCAUUCUACCACUGA
Messenger RNA from Necator americanus (New World hookworm), 408 nucleotides. RefSeq lists its product as uncharacterized. The transcript has a single exon. The record is from RefSeq and is a predicted model, not a curated record. Bases 1 to 408 code for a protein of 135 amino acids. Lineage: Eukaryota; Metazoa; Nematoda; Chromadorea; Rhabditida; Ancylostomatidae.